CUCAUGUGACUUUGUUUUAGUUUAUAAGGACUUAUGCAUAUGCAUACAUCCUGUUGGCUUCACUUCACGCGCCUAACGCUUAUAUAUUUUGUAUAUUUUGGUUUCAAGUUGAAAUGAUUGCAUGUUUAUCAUGCGUCCUCCUGUUGGCUUUCGGACUGGUGUCCUCGUAUCCUGAUGUAGAUACUACCUGGAUGAAGACCUCUCUUCAAAACCAUUUCUCUGAACCUCGCCACCACGCCACUAACCCGACAUACAAAGCUGAAACCAGGGACUUCAUCACGAAGGAGUUCCGAAGCUACGGAUUGGAUACAUACAGUCAGAUGUUUGACACGGAUCUUGCGACGGUGAAAGGUGUAAAUGUCAUCGCAAUUUCGAAGGGAACGUAUUUCAAAACAAAUAAAGAUCAAAUAGUUGGAAUCGGAGCUCAUUACGACACUAUGCGAGACACUCCAGGUGUUGACGACAAUGGCGCUGCAGUGGUUGCAACGUUACAGGCAGCCAAACAUCUCGCCAAGAUUUCACGAAACUACACAGUGAUUUUUGCAGCCUUUGAUUUCGAAGAAUGGGAAGAACCAGAUCUUCCCCAAGUGGCGUGUGGAAACCUGAGUUGUGGAAGCACAAAGUUCCUCAGUGACUGGGUUCCCACGUUUUGGAGCACGACACCUGCUGUAAAAGGGAUCGUCAUCAUGGACACCAUUUUUAACAUACAGGAAAUGCCAAACACCCAAAAACUCCCACCUGGUUUGGAUCAGGUUGCCCCGAGGGUUUUUGAAAGCGUAACCUCUGACGGCAAGAAGGGAGAUUUCAUCGCAGCGAUUGGUCGGCCCUACGACUCUGACGUCCUUGAAGCCUUCGUCACUUCUUACACCGCCUUGGGUCAACCUGAGUUCGAGCUUGAGAAGAUUAACAUCACCGCUCUGACUGGCCCGACAGUAACACCACAGCAAUUCAUGAUGUUCCAGGACUUCAUGAGGAGUGACCACUACACCUUCUGGUCAAACGGAAUCAAGGCAAUCUUCCUGACGGACACAGCCGACUUCCGAGGGUACAUGGAAGUCUGCUACCAUCACUCCUGUGACAAGUUAAGCCGAGUGAAUGACAAGAUGCUUCAGUUUCUCGGGAAGACUACCCAAGCCCUCAUUGGUACUGUCAACAAACUGGCACCAUCUAACGCAUCAGGGAUCCCUGGGAACAGUGCUGUCCUGUUGGCAUGUCUCGUGGCUCUGUACUCAAGACUCGCAAUGCCAGAAUAGAGGGACAUCCUUCUCCAGAAACAAAGUACUUCAUUCAGCGUGGUACAGUCCCUUGUGUCGCCUUGAUCUGCCAUAGAGACACUUUGAUAACUGAACGUAUGCGUUUCUUGGGUAUUUUGGCGAGUUAACUACACGGUAUAUCUAUUAUGAAUUUUAUGCAUGGUUUACUUUCUAUUUAAUUUAAUUCAUUCAGGAUUGUGUUCAAUCUCACAAUCAGGGGAAAGAGGACGAGUACAUCCAGAUUCAAUGGCCUAUUUCUGUUGUCUACAUAAUAUAUCGGGCAGCAAUGAGUAAAGCUGUUGCAAGAUAGCACUGUAAACCACAUACCGACCGACCCCACGGCAUGUAAGUCUCACAACAUGACGGCCGAUUUUAAGGAAAGCCUUCUUAUAGUUGAAAUAAAUUAGGUAUACAAUUUGAUAUCGAAACUGAUUUAUACAUAUAAGGCUGCUCGAAAUUCUAUUUUACUCAUAGGAUGACUUUGUGUCCAAACUGUGACGUAAAGCAUUAACUCACUCACUCACACUUGUGUCUAAACUCUUUUUUAAUAAAUGUAAAAAAAAAAUGUGUUGUAGCUUCAUAUGUGCACAGUCAUAUAACCACAUUGCAAACUGUAUUUCCUUUUCGAUUCUUAAGUAGAAAAUAAUGUAUUGCUGCCAUGAUUAACAACAAAUAAAUUAAUAAUAAAAUUCCAUAUAUACCUCA
Molecule: messenger RNA, 1958 nt
Organism: Haliotis rufescens (red abalone)
Lineage: Eukaryota; Metazoa; Mollusca; Gastropoda; Lepetellida; Haliotidae
Exons: 8
Coding region: 114-1253 (379 amino acids)
Biological process (GO): proteolysis
Molecular function (GO): metalloexopeptidase activity
Source: RefSeq, a predicted model, not a curated record